Protopterus annectens (West African lungfish) is the source of this 2279-nucleotide messenger RNA. Its product is annotated as lipopolysaccharide-induced tumor necrosis factor-alpha factor homolog. NCBI's taxonomy places the organism in Eukaryota, Metazoa, Chordata, Ceratodontiformes, Protopteridae. Gene Ontology annotation, molecular function: zinc ion binding. The record is from RefSeq and is a predicted model, not a curated record. The coding region runs from base 193 to 882 and encodes 229 amino acids. The transcript is spliced from 4 exons.
UAUUACUUGUUCUUCCUGAUUACCUCUUUCAUAUGAUCUGCAGCUCGUACUUCCUGAUUCAUGCUCAAACUAUAUUACAGCUUUUCAAAACAAACAUCCUAAUCUCACACCAUCUAGCUACUGACAGAGCUUUCUACGGGUCUUGCUUCAGAUUUGUGUUAUUAUUCAAACUCCUGAGACCUAGAAGGUAACAUGGAUAAUCCUCCACCUUAUACUCCGUACCCUUCAGCACCACCAAAUUAUGAACUAGGACCUGGAAAUGCAUCAUAUCUUCCCUAUCCACUGAACCCUGGCAUUGUGUCAAAUCCAUCCUAUCCACCAAAUCCGGGCAUUCCACCAAAUCCUUCCUAUCCACCACCACCAAACUAUACACCAGAUCCUCCCUGCCAGCUAAAUCCAGUCUAUCCACCAGCUUCUGCCACUCAGCCAGGUGCUGCUUAUCCACCCAACCCUAACUAUACAGCAAGUCCUCCAUAUCCACAGAAUCCCAUCCUUGUACCAAAUCCUGCUAACCAGUUCAGUGCUGGGCCAUCUUCUGCACCUCUACCAGCUGUAAAUAUUAACAUCAACCAAAAUCAAAAUCAAGCAAACACAGGACCAAAACGGACCACAGCCAUAGCCCAACCAGUGGUAAUUGUAACAGCUCCCGCAGCCCUUGGAAGUGGACCAACUUCCAUGACCUGUAUGACCUGCAGAACUACUGUUGUGACUAAAGUGAGCCACAAACCAGGAGCGCUGGCAUGGAUGAUGUGCAUUAUACUCUUCAUUUUGGGGUUAUUUGUGGGAUGCUGUCUCAUUCCUUUCUGUGUGCCUAGCUGUAAUGAUGCAACUCACAAGUGCCCUAACUGUGGUACUGUUCUUGGCCGCCACAGGCCCAUGUGAAUCCAUGACAUGCCAAAAUAAAAAGUGGAAUGUGACUUCAGAAAAAAUUAACAAUGUAAAAAAAUCAGCUAUGUAAAAUGAAGUAAUUAUACUACGCAAAGCACACUUAAUAUCUUUUCACACAUGCACUUUAUAAACAUUUUUAGUUAUUCAUACCUACUUUAAAAUGUAUAUUUCCAUGUAUAUGUGAUUCCAGUCAGAAUACAUUCUUUAAAUAUCCCUUCUACAGAUAUAUGAUAAAGUAAACAUAUGCUGCAAAAUGUCUGAAUAUUAUUUCUUUAUGCAUUUAAAUGUGUUACAUUGGCUGGCAUUAGCAGAAAGAGGGUUAAUUGUAUCAAAAUACACACAAAAGCAGUGAAACAAAUGAUGCAAAGUCAUUUGAAAUGUUUGUCUAAAUUCUACUGUUCUGAAUUUGCGGCAGUGACAUUCAGCAUUGUAUAAUACAGGAACAGGCCAUCUUUUUCGAGCCUUCAGAAUAUCACCACUAUGCCAAAAGGCAUUACGGAAUUCCUGAUAAAUGUGUUUGAAGAAAACAGAAGGAAAGUCUAAAGUGAUCACACUGGCUCACAACUUAUAUUCUGGUCACAACAAAAACUGAAAUACACACAAGCAAAUCAGUGUAGGAAAACUAUAUUGCAAUGUACCUGCUUUGUGUACAUAAAGACUGUUGCAACAUGCUUUGCAGACUCAGGAGAAAGCUCACGAAGUUCAAGAACAUCAGAUGCAUACAAUAAUACUCAUCUACCAUCUGUGAUAACUUACUUGCAAUUAACUCUUACCUCCUCCUGUCUGAAAGAUAGCACAGCUGCCAAGAAGUUACAAACUACAACAGAGGAGGGAACAGAAUCACUACAGUAGAAGAGGACGUGUUAUCACCAGAGCAGAGGAGGGGCCAUUGUCACCAGAGCUGACGAGUGGACACAGUCAGUGCCAUGCAAAGAGAAAUGGUGAGACAAAGUUUAACUAGUUACCAGUGUGAAGGUGGACAAUGCAGUUUAUUAGGACAACCUUAUUUAAAUUCAUUACACAGGUCGUGUACCCUCAUUAAAAACAGUGAUGCCCAUUAGCGAUAAAACAAACUCAGAGACAGGAAACGUCAUGUCAUAUCUUUACAGAGAACGAAGUUUAAAACAGACGUAGGUGGAAGGUAGUGACCAAUCUGGAGCUCGCUAUUUGGAACAACAUACCUAAUGAAGUAAGUAAAUAACAGAUGCUGACUUGUUUAAAUUAAAAUCAAGGAGCAUCCUGUAAAUAAGAACAGAUGGUCAUGCUUCCAGGAAAAAGGCUAAUAAAAUAUACCCCACCUGAAUCACUCUUAUAUAUGGUCCUCGAAUAUUCUGUUAUCGAAAAUAAGACUGUAAGAGGUGUCUGCAUAAUAAAUCUGUAUUUCUCAGCUA